Rosa chinensis is the source of this 1349-nucleotide messenger RNA. RefSeq lists its product as uncharacterized. The coding region runs from base 766 to 1152 and encodes 128 amino acids. Lineage: Eukaryota; Viridiplantae; Streptophyta; Magnoliopsida; Rosales; Rosaceae. The record is from RefSeq and is a predicted model, not a curated record. The transcript is spliced from 2 exons.
AAUUCCGGUAUUCAAAAAGUUGAAGUCUCAGUUCAAAACUCAGAUUCUUCAUCAGGUUCAUUUGGAGGAGCAAAACUGAAUGGACCUGGGAAUUAUAGGACAUGGAAGAAGAUGAUUUCCGCUCACCUUCGUGGAAUCCAUAAGAUGGGUCAUGUCACCGGUACCAUUAAGGCACCAGCGAAUGAGGAAAGUGAAGAGUAUGUCAAGUGGGAAGAUACUGAUGGACUUUUACUGUCAAUUCUAUACAAGGCCAUGACUGAUGAGGUGAUCCAAUUGAUCAUUGGGUGUGAUACUGCUGCAGAAGUUUGGAAGACGCUCAAUGAUCUAUAUCUGAAUGAAUCUGAUUUUUCCCAGAUCUAUGCAUUGUUGUGCAAGGCAACAAGGAUGAAGCAAGAUGGGCAAGCAGUUUCAGUGUUCUACACCUAACUGAAAAACAUUUGGGCCAAGAUUGAUCAACGGCGACCAAACAAAUUGAAGAAUGCUGAGGAUAUUACUUGGUACCAGAAGGAGAAGGAGUUGGAGCGUGUGCACCAGUUUCUGAGUGGAUUAGAUGCUAGACAUGACAGUGCCAAGGGAGAGUUGUUACGUCGGCAAGAGCCUCCUUCCCUCACUGAGGCUUUUACCUACAUCCGCAAGGAUAAGUCUCAGCAAGGUAGCACAAAGGCAGCUCAUUCUGAAAUCUCCAUCCUAACAAUCCAAGCUAAGCCCCCUCGGGCUCAAGGUCCACCUCCUGGCUUCAGUACACCACAAUCAGGAUUACAUCCUAUGACUCAGGGUUCUUCUCCAGGCAGGUCUGUAUGUCAACAUUGCAAACUGACUGGACACACCAAGGAGACUUGUUAUAAGUUGGUUGGGUACCCAGCUGGAUACUUCAGCAAACCCAAACCAACUGAACCUCGAGGUAGAGGAAAGGCAGCUGUUCAUCUUGUUCAGAGUUUAGAGUACUUUAGAGUCGCUGGGCAAGAUCAUACCACAGGCAGUGAUGGCCCCUCAGUCUCACUGGUUGCUAGAGGUACUGGUAAGAUUGGAUCUUCUGACCAAGGAAGUCAUUGGCAAGGGGUAUAUGAGGGGGAGACUGUUUCAUCUGGAUCAAGCUUAUGCCGGGGAGAGACCAAGGAAGAAUGUCCCAGUUGCUUUGACUUUGACUUCUAGAGAGCUUAAUGAAGUCUAGUUAUGGCAUAGACGCUUAGGGCAUCCUUCAUUUAGUGUAAUGCGUAAAGCUAUGCCCUCUUUAUUUGUUGGUAUUGACAAGUCGUCCUUACAUUGUGAAACUUGUGUUUUGGCGAAAAGCCAUAGAGUCAACUACCUAUUGAGUCUUUCUAAUAAAAGUUCUAUGCCUUUUGAGAUUA